Molecule: messenger RNA, 4439 nt
Organism: Solea senegalensis (Senegalese sole)
Lineage: Eukaryota; Metazoa; Chordata; Actinopteri; Pleuronectiformes; Soleidae
Gene: sfswap
Product: splicing factor SWAP
Exons: 19
Coding region: 1094-3823 (909 amino acids)
Biological process (GO): RNA processing; mRNA 5'-splice site recognition
Molecular function (GO): RNA binding
Source: RefSeq, a predicted model, not a curated record
UUACCACGAACAUGGAAAACACCUCAUUCCAUGGAUGGGGGACAAGAGCAUCAUGAUCGAUAGGUCGGUUGAACAAACUUAGACCGAAGCAUUAUGUUAACCAUCUAUGCUAUCCGUUAGCCCCUUUCAAAAAUGCAAGGGACCACUUUGGAGUUUGUCUUGCAGAAGCUUGGGAAUACCUGCAACUGUCGACAAAUGUUUAAUCUAUGCCUUCCAGUUUGUCUUUGGACGUUCUGAAAUGAUAACAAAUGGUAUUUGAAGUUUCUAGUGUAACAUGCGAACAUGCAAAUCCGUGCCAGUCCUAGCUAACAGUAGCCACGAUGCUAAUCAUCGCAUUUACAGCUCAAUUCAGUGUAACAAAUUGCCACACAUGCUGAAAAUCAGAGGUAUAACCUGCUGUAUUAAAAUGCAUUAUUUUGUGAUGGAGGCCAUUUAAACUGGUAUCUGAAUGUAUGUGACAAAUUAAGGCCAAUAGUUAGCUUUAAGGUGGCUUUGCAUCUUUGCAUGUUUGCAGAAUUUCCUCUGGAAGUUUUUACUCCAUGCUCACUUUGUGGUUGAAAAUAUGGCUGUAAAACCUGAUUGUGACGUAUUAUUUAUGAAUGACCUGGGAUGUUGUAAUGCUGUGUGACGUCCAGAGGAAAUUCUAACCACGACGAAAGUUACUUUGGUCACAGUGAUUCAUAAUAUAGUAUGUAUGGUGACAUAUCAAUGUCACCCCAUCACCAUGUUGAUGUCAAAUUCAAUCCGGUCUAUUAAAACCUUAAAGGUGUUUUCAGCCUAUCUGCAAAGUAUUGCUGUUGGUGAUUAAGUAAUGUUUUAUUGCCAAUACCCACACAGCUUCUAUGUACCAAAUGACACACACUUAAAAAUAGUACAUUUGUCCUUUUUGAAUCACCCUGAUCUGCAGUGACCUACCUUGUGUUAAAUUUGUACAGCUUUGUAUGUUUGUCUUUAUCACAUAACCCAGUUUUUCCCCAGCAAGGUAGGCUAAGGGGUCCUGCCAAACCCCGAAUGCCAACCACAGCUCCCCAUUUCUUUGUCUUCAUGAAGAAACUGCAACUGGGAUGUGGCGUAGAGGGAUGAACCUUGGAAAAUGUCGUCCAUUUGGGUUCUUGCGGAUAGAUAUGAUGGGCGGGGUCACUUACAUGACCUUUCAGAGUAUGACAGCGGAUCAUGGAAUACAUCCUACCAGCUGUCGGAAGAAGAGGCCAGGAUUGAGGCUCUGUGCGACGAGGAGAGGUACCUUGCUCUGCACUCGGACCUGUUGGAAGAAGAGGCCAGACAAGAGGAGGAGUACAAACGUCUGAGUGAAGCUCUGGCCGAUGAAGGCUCCUACACUGCAGUAGGCUACAAAUACUGUGCAGACUACUAUGACCCGUCUCAGCCUACGGAGGAGGAGGAAGCUAACCGGGAACUUGAGGAGGCAGAGCCUGAGGAGAAUGAGGAACCAUUUGUUGCUCCUGCAGGGCUGGCUAUCCCCCCUGAUGUGGAACUGCCGGCAACGAUUAAGACCAAUAACAUCAUCGAGAGGACGGCCAAGUUUGUGUGUCAGCAGGGCAUUCAGUUUGAGAUUGUGCUGAAAGCUAAGCAGGCUGGUAACUCCCAGUUUGACUUUCUUCGUUUUGACCAUUACCUCAACCCUUAUUACAAACACAUCUUGCGGGCCAUGAAGGAAGGUCGAUACAACCUUGUCUCGGCCAACAAGAAAGAAGAGUUGCAGGAGUCACAGUCCGAUGACUCGGAUGACGAUGGGGAUGGAAGCUACCUCCAUCCCAGCCUGUUUGCUCCUAAGAAGUGCUCUCGCCUGGAUGAGCUUGUUAAGCCUCUUAAAGUAAUGGACCCAGACCAUCCACUGGCCGCCCUCGUGCGAAAAGCUCAACAAGAAAGAAAUGGUACUGCAGCUGCACCAGUCCCAACCAAACCAGAGGAAGUACCAGAUCCGGCUGCAUCCAGUACGCAAGUGCACUACACAGCGGACCCAAUGUACUAUGGGUACUACAUGCUUCCUGAUGGAACAUACUGCAUGGCCCCGCCACCCCCGGGGAUAGAUGCAACCUCCUACUACAACAGCGUGCCCUCGAGUGCAGCGACGGCUCCCCCUACGUCUUCUGGGGCUUUGCCUAAUGUGGGAACAACACUUACCUCUCCUGAAACUGUAACCAUGGCACCACCAGCUUCAGCCCCCUCUCAGGCCAACAGCUCUGCCGCUCCAGCAAGUGCACCAGAAACCAGCUCAAAAGACAAAGCUCAAGUUUCCACACCAGCAGCACCAGCCAUCAUCCCGCCACCACCUGAUAUCCAGCCUGUCAUCGACAAGCUGGCCGAGUAUGUCGCAAGGAACGGUCUGAAGUUUGAGGCCAGUGUCCGUGCCAAGAAUGAUCCACGGUUUGACUUUCUUCAGACCUGGAAUCAGUACAACCCCUAUUACGAGUUUAAGAAGAAUUACUUCUUGCAGAAGGAAGGAAAAAGCAUAUUAGAGAUUGGGACAGCAGAUGAUGGUGAAGAUGAUGAUGAGGAUGUGCUCCAGUCAGACAAUUCAGUCGACCAAUCAAUGCUGGCCAAAGCCUCGUUUGCCCCCAUCUGUUUUGCCAUUAAGGCGAAGGAGAAUGAUUGGCUACCACUGGAGAAGAACAGAGUCCGGUUAGACGAUGACUCGGAUGACGACAAGGUGUUGGAGGGGGAAGGACCGGAAGCUGUGAUGGGUGGAGCUGAGUUGACUGACAGGGAUCUGCUGUCAGUCAGUGCGCCAGAGGAGAAGAGACCCACCCUCAGUUUGGAGGAGUUGGAGGCAAAACAAGCCAAGCAGAAACUGGAGGAUCGCCUAGCAGCUGCAGCCAGAGAGAAGCUGGCCCAGGCGUCUAAGGAGUCAAAAGAGAAACAGCUACAGGCUGAGAGAAAGAGGAAGGCGGCACUAUUCCUUCAGACCCUUCGUAGCCCCUCAGCAGAAGACCCUGAGGCCAAGAGACUUGAGCUGGACCCGUCUGUACAGCUUGAGAUGCAAGAAGCCCUUUCUGUUCUCUCUGACCUUGUGCCGUCCCAGAUGUCCUCUGCACCACCGGCAUAUGUUCAAGAUCAAAAGUCCUCCACGGAGAACCAAGGGUCCUAUCGCAGCAGGGAGGCCCCAUCCUCCUCAUCCUCUCACAGAAGAGCAGAGCGAGACAGAGACAGGGACAGAGACAGAGACAGGGAUAGAGAUAGGGAUAGAGAUAGGGAUAGAGACAGAGAUAGAGAUAGAGACAGGGAUAGGGAAAAAGAAAGAGAUAGGGACAGAGACAGAGAUAAAGAUAGAGAUAGGAACAAAGGAAGGGACAAAGAGAAAAAGAAGAAAAAACACAAGAGGAGGUCCAGGUCAAGGUCAAAGUCAAAGUCUAAGAGCAAACACUCCCUUCCCAGUGCCUACAGGAGAUCACGCAGGUCCCGAUCCCGCUCACACUCCCCGGGGAGAAGAGACAGGAGGAGUAGCUCAUCAGAGAGGAGACGCGGAGAGAGGGAGCGGGACUGUUAUCACCCCAGCAGCAGUGCGCCCGGGGGGCAUUCGAGAUCCAGGUCUCCUAAAGACAAAAAGAGGAGCGCCUUGUCUUCAGGACAGAUGCACACUGUUGGUGCUUCUGUCUCUCCGUAUUCUUCACCCGGCAGAGUUCUGUCUCGAUCAGCUAGUCCUGCCUCCAGCCUGGCCCAUUCCAGGGGCGGUUCUCAGGAGAAAGACAAGGCGGUGUCCUCAUCCAUAGUAUCCUCUGUUCAGUCCAAAAUAACUCAGGAUCUUAUGGCCAAAGUGAGAGCCAUGCUCGCCACCUCCAAGACCUUCCAGCCUCCCCAGUCAUAAAAAAAAGGACACAGUGUUGUCUUUCUUCGUCACGACAGCCUCAGCCAAUCAGUGAGCCUCGUUCUCCAAUUUUCCUGGAGAUGUAACGUGUUCUGGAUCCCGUUUCCUCCUGUGGUCAUUUGAUUGACUACCUUUUCAUCUGCAUUUGAACAACGACAGGUUGAGUUUGGCCGCUGUAGGUCUCCCGAAGCAGGAACACCCGGCCUGAGACAUUGAGUCAGCCCGUUGACGUAUUUUAGUGCAGCGAGACUUAAAUAAUCAAUUAUAUUUUGCAUCAUGUUUGGAGCCGCUGUCCCACAGCCGUUCUCUUCAGCAUUACGUAAAGCUGCCGGAGGUCUGUAUUCUCCCCUUCUAUGAAGGGUUGCGUUGUUUUGAACAUUUAAUUUCCUCCCCCUCCGUCUGCUGUUUUCUUCCCUUUUUAUUUCCUCCACCCACCCGCCUCCUCUCUUCUGCGCCUCAUGCAGCCGCUCGGAAAGCCAUUUUAAAUUUUUAUUCUGCCCCUCAAACUCUAAAUGCGUGGCCUUUUUUGUUGUCGUCUCUGGUUUGUACUGUAAUAGCUCUAAUGUGGAAGUACUUUCUACUCCAAAAUGGUAAAUAAAAUUUCAAUUAUGAUUUA